Messenger RNA from Phaedon cochleariae (mustard beetle), 798 nucleotides. The record is from the annotation of a GenBank genome assembly. NCBI's taxonomy places the organism in Eukaryota, Metazoa, Arthropoda, Insecta, Coleoptera, Chrysomelidae.
AUGGUUACAAGUUACAAAUUAUAUACAGUGGAAACAAUGGACUUUCUAAGAAGAAUAUUUGGCAUACCAGAUCAAGACGAUUUCAGCAGGUUCUCCAGAAAUAAUCCAGCGCCAAAUUCUGAAUCUUUUAUCAACAGAGAUGACACGCCUAGGGAUGAAUUUCCUAGAAAGGGUUUUGACAUAUUUACUGACCCCUUCCAGAUGCAACAAUAUUUUGAGCAGGAAAUGAAUGAGAUGCUGAAGAGAUUUGGAUUCCAAGGAAUUGGUGAUUUCUCCUUUGACCAUCCUAGCAUAGAACACCCCAGUGGGGAAUUUGGAAACACUCCAUAUAGUUCACUGAGAGAUCAGUUUCUGAAAAAUGGCUAUGAAAAACCAUCAAAAAGAAAUUCUGAUAAAGUAGAUCAAGAUUUGGAUGCUAAGGUGAAAUCUGGAGAUUUAGAUUCCAUUUUGAGUGGAGAAUUUGACAAACAGAUAUCCCCUUAUGAAAUGCCACAAUCUAAGAGUUUUUUUUAUGGAACAAGUCAUACUAUGAAAACAGUUACCAACCCUGAUGGAUCUGUAGAGACCCAUCAUACAACAAGAGAUAAUCAAGGUAAUGAGGAAACAACCAUUUGCCAUAAAAUUGGAGAAAAGGAAUAUUGUGUGAUGACAAAAAAAGAUAAAAGUGGAAAGGAAGAAGUAACAGAGCAAUUUGUCAAUAUGGAUGCAAGUGAAAAAGAUCUAUUCUUGAAGUCAAGCAAGCCUAAAAUCAAUAGUGGGACUGAUGGAAAAUUUCCAUUUGACAAAUUUUUCAAAUGA